This is a messenger RNA of Acytostelium subglobosum LB1, 360 nucleotides long. RefSeq lists its product as hypothetical. The coding region runs from base 1 to 360 and encodes 119 amino acids. NCBI's taxonomy places the organism in Eukaryota, Evosea, Eumycetozoa, Acytosteliales, Acytosteliaceae. Gene Ontology annotation, biological process: mitotic sister chromatid segregation. Gene Ontology annotation, cellular component: chromosome passenger complex; spindle midzone; chromosome, centromeric region. The record is from RefSeq and is a predicted model, not a curated record. The transcript is spliced from 2 exons.
AUGAUAGAAGCAUAUUUGGAUGAUUUUGAUAAUGAAGUGGAGAUAAAGUGUCAGGCGAUGCGACUGCACGCGGAUGAGCUUUGUCAACAACUCAGAAACAACUUUGUUCUAAACAUAAUGCAAUUGCCCUCGUCAAUUAGAUCAAUGACCAUUGCCGACUUUAUCUCACAAUACACACAGUUGGCUAACCAACAAGGACACUCAACAACAACAACAACAAACAACAAUUCCAAUGACAUUACCAACAAUAUUAAUGAUGGACUCCAAAAUGAGGCAAAGAUGGACCAGCUAGAUCUUAUGACCAAGAGGAUGUUUGACAUUUUGAAUGAACCCAUUCAUCACAUGACCAAGAAUUGUUGA